This is a messenger RNA of Oncorhynchus masou masou (cherry salmon), 5156 nucleotides long. RefSeq names its product CUGBP Elav-like family member 5. Gene Ontology annotation, biological process: regulation of alternative mRNA splicing, via spliceosome; mRNA splice site recognition. Lineage: Eukaryota; Metazoa; Chordata; Actinopteri; Salmoniformes; Salmonidae. Bases 37 to 1590 code for a protein of 517 amino acids. Gene Ontology annotation, cellular component: ribonucleoprotein complex; nucleus; cytoplasm. The transcript is spliced from 12 exons. Gene Ontology annotation, molecular function: mRNA binding. The record is from RefSeq and is a predicted model, not a curated record.
UGUUGUCACUCUCCUCCAACCUGCUCCCCGCUCAGCAUGGCCAGAUUUACGCAAAGUGAAAGCAGAAGGGAUCAGCAGCAGCAUCAUCCCCAGCCGACUCAUCCCGCCCCCGUCAACCUGCUUCUACAGCAGCCGCUCCUACUUAUCCCUCAUCAGAAUCAGCUCGCGCACAUCCCGGUUCCGAAACCCAUGAACGGACCAGAAACUGUCUGCAUGCACACGGACUGCGGCGCCAUGAAAGACCAGGACGCCAUCAAGCUCUUCAUUGGACAGAUUCCGCGGAACCUCGAGGAAAAAGACCUGAAACCUCUCUUUGAACAGUUUGGGAAAAUCCACGAACUGUCUGUUCUGAAGGACCGAUACACAGGCAUGCAUAAAGGUUGUGCGUUUCUCACCUACUGUGCCCGGGAUUCUGCCAUCAAAGCCCAGAAUGCAUUGCAUGAGCAGAAAACCCUACCUGGGAUGACUCGUCCCAUCCAAGUGAAACCAGCUGACAGUGAGUGUCGUGGAGAGGACAGGAAGCUGUUUGUGGGGAUGCUGAACAAGCAGCAGACAGAGGAGGAUGUGUACCGCCUAUUUGAGCCCUACGGCGCCAUCGAUGAGUGUACCGUACUAAGAGGUCCUGACGGAAACAGCAAAGGUUGUGCAUUUGUGAAGUUCUCUACUCAUUCUGAAGCGCAGUCUGCCAUCAGUUCCCUUCAUGGGAGUCAGACCAUGCCGGGAGCGUCGUCCAGCCUCGUCGUGAAGUUUGCAGACACAGAUAAGGAGAGGACCAUACGGCGCAUGCAGCAGAUGGCUGGACAGUUUGGCAUCUUCAACCCCUCUGUCGCCCUACCUACGUUCAGCAGCUACAGUAGCUAUGCACACGCCUUGAUGCAGCAGCAGCAGCAGGCAGCGGUGAUGGCCAUGUCUCAGGGGGGCUACCUGGCCCCCAGCCUCUCCUUCCCCUCUGCCCAGAUCCACCAGGUGGGGGCACUAGCAAUGAACGGUCUGCCGCCCAACCCCCUGAAUCUCGUGUCAGGUCUGAGCUCUCCUCCAGCCACCCUGCCCUCCUCCCUGACCAGCCUGGUGGCCCCAAUGAUGAACGGGUACACCGGCCUCACCCACCAGGCUAACGGGCACCCUCUCGAGACCCUCUACACCAAUGGCCUGCCGACCUACUCCACCCAGAGCCCUACUGCUGCGGACACACUGCAACAGGCCUUUACUGGGGUACAGCAAUACACAGCCAUCUACCCAGCAACUACACUGACCCCUCUAGGUCAGUCACUUUCACAGCACCCUCAGGUCAUUGGCCAACAGCAGAGGGAAGGUGAGGGACCAGAGGGCUGUAAUCUGUUCAUCUACCACCUGCCCCAGGAGUUUGGCGAUAACGAACUGAUGCAGAUGUUCCUGCCCUUCGGCAAUGUUAUCUCCUCCAAGGUAUUCAUGGACAGAGCGACCAAUCAGAGCAAGUGUUUCGGCUUUGUGAGCUUUGAUAACCCGGGUAGUGCCCAGGCUGCCAUCCAAGCCAUGAAUGGUUUCCAGAUUGGUAUGAAGAGACUCAAGGUGCAACUCAAACGUCCCAAAGACGCCAGCCGCCCCUACUGACACCCCCCAGUACAGUAUCUGUAUUUCUCUUCCCACUUCUUUCCACUUUCUCCCUCUUCCUUUCUCUUCCUCCAUAGGUUUAAUCAGAGGUAUGGAGGACGUCUUUGAUUGAAUAAGGCAUUUUGUGUUGAAUAAGACAUUUUGUGAAAGGAAAAAGGGAAAAAGUUAUUCUGUUUUUAAAACAAUGGAAAAUAGACUUCAUAUGGGAGUUGGGAAGAGAUCUCUUUUUAUCUUCAAUCAUAUCUGACUGGCAGAGGGAGGACUCACAGCUCUGCACCAGUGAAGGUUUGGCAUCACAGAUGAGAGAGCAAUGGGAUGAUGCAUAAGGAUAGAACAAGACUUUCAAAACAAACAGAAAACUUUUUUUAAAGAUACAAACAGAAAAAAACAACAAUUUAGAAUCUUUGGAGACUUGAGAGUGAAGAAGAACACCACAGACAGACUAAGAAACAGUGUUAAAAAUAAUAUGGAUUUAUGAUGAACUCAGAGGAGUCUAGUGAACAAAAAGAGACUUCAGGUUUUUCCUACCAUGAAAUGGACAAAUGAGGGUUCAAACUUGAUCUGAGGAUUCUAAGUAUAUCUGGGGGAAAAAAAUAUUUAUUUCUCUGUGAGUCCUGAACCUGCUCUUUCUCAAGUUUCCAUAGCAACCGAACAAACUGCACCCCCUUGGGAUCUGAGGACCAAAUGUUUUUCUCUUUAACAGUCUUGUACAAAAUACUAACAAUCAUAUAAUACAAUACAGUAUAAUGUUUAGUCUAGUACAAACUAACAAUCAUUAAAUACUUAAAUGCAGUAUUCUACCUUUAGUUUAGUACACAGAGAAGAGAAGAGAAGUACUUCAGGUCGGCAUUGGAUUUAUUCACCAUCAGUGUACUGCUGACUACUAAGGAGUAUGUAAAUGUAAAAUGGGAUCAUGUAGAAUUCAGUUGGAGAGGUUAGUGAAGAAGAAUGUUGCCCCGAGCUCUUUCUGUGGGAUGGAAUACAUUAUGAAGUGUUUGUUUGUUUGUUUGAAAGCCACCUUUUAUCAUCAUUUUACUGAUAGGCUACACUUCCUCUUUGGGCACUCAGUUUGACCCUCGGACUUUUAGUUUUGUCUCCCUCUGUGCAGCAACCACUCUGAGCCUCCAUUCUAUUCAAAGUUGCCCAUAGGCACAGAUGUAGGAGCAGCUCACUUUGCCCAAAUACUAACCUUAAGCAUUAGGAAGAAAAUGCUAAACUGUUCUUAGAUCAGUCUGAAGGGGCUAUGUCAUCCUACUUCAUUCUAUUCUGCCUAUAAAGCAAAGGCCAUUGGCUCACAUUCCGUUUCAGGAGCUUACUACAGUUCUCGGCUCAGGGGUUAAAAGGUCUCGAGUCAGGUGUGCCUAAUGUUCGGAUGAGAUUGUCCAUAGAAACUGAUCUUAAGUCAGUUUUCUGGGUAAGAUGGUUAAUGGUUAAAGUUAGGAUUUGGGGAGGGCCAGCUGAUCCAAGAUCUGUGUGUCCACUUUGAUUAGCCAGUAGAUUUAGCGGGAUGCAUUGCUUCGUUCAUUGGGUCUGUUUUGUGACAAAGAAAUUAUUUGUGUAUUUACAUUUCAGGGAUUAUUUUAACGAGGGCCAGGAGAUUUUUCUGGUCAGGUCACAUGCUCCGGAAAAACUCCUUUACCUUACCAAAACACAAAAAACCACAAGUACAGAUGUAGGAUCUUAAUUUGAGCCAGUUUUCUACAGCAGGAAAAUAGUCCUGCAGCAACAGGACAUUUUAAUUAUUAUGUGGAUUAUACUGUAAUUAAUGGACAUUUUUGUAGGGGUUGAUAACAUUUGUAGUAAGGGAAAAUCAAGUCUGAAAUUUCAAAGUGGAAAUGACAAACUUCAGAAGCCUUUUUAAACCUCAAAUGUACCGCAUUGCAGGAAAGUUCUCCUGCAACAGGGUGAUGAAAUUAAGAUCCUACAUCUGUAUGGCACAGGUUAGAAUUUGUUUAUGGCACAAGCUAUUUUAUCAUUGUAUAACGUUACUGUGACUUUUUCUUUUCAACAUAUAUAACUGUAUGGCUCAUAUCAAUUUGAGUCCGCACUGCAGUACUAUUCACACACAUAAAACAGGACUAGCUUUUCUCAAGUAAGUCAGACUCCUCUCACAUAGAUGCUCAUGCUAGAACGCCUCCCCUCACGUAGAUGUGUGCCGUUUUGAUGGAGAAGACUGGUUGAAUAUCAGCCAGUUAUCUUGUGAGGGGAGGCGUCAUCGUCAGCAGCACAGAGCGGUGCAGCGUUAGAGUAGAAAGCCUUCUGAUCCAUUACAUUUUAAGGAGGUGCCUGCAGUCCCCUCUCACUUGCAUUUGGGUGAAUGUUUUAUUCAGUAUGGAGAGAGGGAGUGGAGACUACUUUACUGGGAGUAGACUUCAAAUCUGCUUUUAAAGAGCUCUACAAGGUCAAAUCUUGAGCACAAGUCAUUCUUUGUGCUGUGCAGGACAGGUUGGGAAUGCUGUCACAGUACCUCCCUCAGGGAACACAAGAAACCAAUGGAGGAACAUCAAAACACACUCUAGAAUACAUUGGAGGAUGAUUCCAAGAGACACUCUAGAAUGCAGGGAUGGAGGGAGGGAAGGAAGGGAUGUUUUCUCUCUUUUUCCUUCAUUUCUUUGGUAUUCAUCACAUAUUCAAUAGUGAACCAUAUUUUCACUAACUCAUAGUGAAUGUUACUGCCUAUUUUACUUACAGACCAUUCCUGACCCUCAUAUAAGUGAAUUUGCCAAGUAAUGUUUAAUCGUUCUAUGAAUUCUAAUAUGUACAUUUAAUUAUCUUGUAACAUUCCAGGCCAGUUGGCAGCCGAGCGAUAAAUAUGAAGUAGCUAUUUUAGUUUUAUCGACAUUAGUUUAUUCACUGUGCACAGAAUCCUAAACCAACCAGACAUAUGGAUUUCAAUCAUUGCCUAAAUUUAGCCUACUUCUCAUUAGCUAACUGCCAGCCCAUUCGUUUUUAUCUGCAUGUUGUUUCCCCUCACACAGAUGUAUUCAAAGGAAGAAACGGCCAUUUUGAUUAGAGUCAAGGGUCAACUCCAUUUCAAUCACUUGUCAGUUGAACUGGACAUUAUAAUUUCUCUGUGGGAAUGUAGUUAAAUUCCUAUAUUGACUGUAAAGACACCAAUGUUGGUUUUGAUGAUGCCUCUGUGAAAUGUUUACUGACCAGCAGCCUCUCACCACUGUUAGCAGCAUCGAAAUCGAGAGUUUGUCAUUUGUCAAAUUGCUAUGGUCUGCCAGGCUUUAACCCUUCUCGGGAUUAUAUUUCUACGGUAAGCAGAGCUUGGCCUGCGACUGAUGCAGGAAGACAGUCAGUCUAAUGUUUGAUCUAGAUCCUUAGGUAACAGCAAUAGUCCUAGUUGCACUAAGAGACAAGCCGUGCACUACAGUAACCCUGACAAGUCCUUUGACCUUUGCUUGUCCUAUAAACAUAAAGCAGUAGCCUAAAGGCUAAAACGAAUGCUAUUAUUGCCAAGCAGCUGGUUGGAAAUGUACUUGUAUAUUUCUAUGUUCUAUUCAGGUUCUGGUGUUAUGUGCUUUUUCAGGGGUUGGGGGACAUAAAGAUAGUUUACUGUG